AUGAUUACCCAUAUGGUUACACCCGAUUCAACUUCUUCAGCACCAAAUUCGCCUUAUGGAGAAGAUACAAUAAAGUUGAAUUCGUCAGUGAUUAGUUCUUCUUCACCAGCACGAUCUUCAGGUUAUCUACAAAGUCUACAGUUGCAACAACAAUAUCUGCAACUUCAAUUUUUACAACUACAACAACAACAACAACAAGAUCAACAAUUGGCACUACAGCAACAACAAGUGCAACAACAACAAAAUCAACCAUAUGCAAAUCCAUAUUUCCAGACACCAAUAGAUCAAUUAUUUCAAUUUGAUAAUAACCCUAAUACGUCAUUUAAUCCUACCCGUCCACCAAACAUUCAUACUAAUCAACCAUAUGUAUCUCCAUAUUUACACCUGGCUCCACUAACAUCUCAUAGUGAUUUGCAACCACAACCACCCCCGGCACUGUUACUGGAUCUGGAGCUAGGACUUGGAUUGAUGAAACAACAAGAUUCAUUACCACCACCACCACAAGCACCACCACAAGCACAAGCACAAGCACAAACACAACCAACACCAUUAUUGACUUCACAACAUCCAUUCUAUAAUGAAUACAUUAAUGAUAUACCAUCAAGUCAACAUCCAUAUGUAAUUUUCAAUAAUACUAAUGCUGCUCAUUCAACUACAUCAUUACCAAAUUUGGAUACAACAAAUCCAUCAUCAAUUUUACCUCAAUCAGGAUUAACUCAAUCUGAAUAUUAUAAAAUUACCAAUGGUGGUUCCAUAUCUAAUAAUAAUGACCCACAACCAAGUGCAUUUUUAUAUAAUUUGCAUAAUCAUUCUGCUGAUUUGGUCAUGAAUAAUGAUUUAGAAUUUAGUAAUGCAUCUUUUGAAUCUAUUGGUGGUAUAAGUGUAAGUGGUGGUGGUACUAGUGGUGGUGUUGCAAAUGAUUAUAGUCAUACUAAUAUUACACCAAAUUUCACCCAAACUAAUUUGCAUUCUUCAUCUCAACCACCAUCAUUACCAUCACAACAAUCUCAAAAUCAAUAUCUUGAUGUUGUACCACCUCAAGAAUUGACAAAUAAUAUUGCAUUAAAAGCUGAAGCAAAUUCACCUUUAAUUACUGAUAGUGCUAAUUUUACUACUAAUCAACCACCAUUUGAAAAUACCAUUUUAGAACAAUCACCAAUAUUUAGUAAUACUACUAUUUUAUCAAGUAUUGAUGAACAACUGAAAGGGAAAUCUCCAAAUAUGAUUAAUUCCAAUUUACCAUUAUCUAAUUCCACUCCAAAUCACUUAUAUCAACAACAACAACAACAACAACCACAACAACAACAAUCAUCAUCAUCCUCACUGUCAUUGCCAUUGUCAUUGUCAUUGUCAUCACAAGUACGUCAUAAUAAAAUCACCAAAAAAUCAUCAUUAUCAAGAUUAAAUACUUCAUCGAAAAAAAAUUUAAAAGCAAAUUUAGUUCAUUCAUUAUCAACACCAACUGAAUUGAUGGAUGAUAAUAUUGUUACUCCACCGAAAACAAUUUCUCCAUUAUUAAGAAAAAAAACAAGUUUUAUAAAUGUUAAAAAAGAAAAUAAUGAUAAUAAUGAUAAUAAUGAUAAUAAUGAUAAUAUUAAUAAUAAUAUUAAUAAUAAUAUUAAUAAUAAUAAUGAUAUUGAAGAUUCUACUACUGAAAUUAAUUGUUGUAAAAAUUUUAGUAUUGAUAUUGAUGAUAUUGAUGAUGAAGAUGUAUUAUCAGAUUUUUCUCAACCACCACCACCACCACCACUACCACCACCACCACCAAUUGGUGAUACAAUGAAAUCAGGAUCAACUGGAGGAAUUGGAAUUGGAAUUGGAGUUGGACUUGGAAAUGGGGAUAUUUCUGGUUAUAGAUCACUUUCUAAUGCAUCAUCUACUUCAUCACAUGGAUCACAUCAUGGAUUACCAGUAAUGAAUAUAUUUCGUCAUAAUCCUGAUCCUACAAAACCAUUAACUCCAUCACCUAUAUUAUCUACAACAUCAUCUUUUUCAACUUUAUCUAAUACCAAAAUUAUUAAAAAACCAAGAGGUAGAAAAUCGAAAACAAAAAUGAAUAAAUCUUCAACUACAACUGCAACUGCAACUGCAACUACAACUACAGAAUCAUUGGCUUUGAAUGAGAAAUUACAAAGCAAGAAUUAUGAUGAUGAAGAUAAUGAUCAUGGAAAUGAAAAUGAAAAUGGAGAUGCUUCUUCAGAUUUUGGGACAUCAAAUUCAACUACUGAUAACAAGAAAAUGAAAUUAAACAUUGAUUUUAACAACAACAACAACGGUGGUAAUGGCAGUGGUAGUGAUGACAAUAGUAGCGGUAGUGGAAGUGGAAGUGUUAAUGGUCAUAGUCAUGGUAAUGGUAAUGGUCAUGGUAAUGGUACUACAACUACAGUGAAGAAGAAACAUACUAGAAGAAGAUUAUUACCACGAUCGAAAAAAGGUUGUUGGAUUUGUCGAAUUAAACAUUUAAAAUGUGAUGAAAUUACUCCAAUUUGCGGAGGUUGUGCUAAAUUUGGAUUACAAUGUGAUUAUAGUUCAGAAAAACCUGAUUAUGUUACUGAUAAAAUAUUACGACAAGAGAAAUUAAUUGAAGUUUCAUUGAUUAGGAAAAGAAAUCAAACUAAAACUAAAACUAAUACUAAUACUAAUACGAAAAUGAAAAUGAAAACUAAAAUUUCUAAAAAAAAAUCAAAUAAUGAUAUGAUAAAUGAUUUUACUUAG
Messenger RNA from Candida dubliniensis CD36, 2715 nucleotides. It is a transcript of the gene UME6, whose product is annotated as Zn(II)2Cys6 transcription factor UME6. NCBI's taxonomy places the organism in Eukaryota, Fungi, Ascomycota, Pichiomycetes, Serinales, Debaryomycetaceae. Gene Ontology annotation, molecular function: DNA-binding transcription factor activity, RNA polymerase II-specific; zinc ion binding. Gene Ontology annotation, biological process: regulation of DNA-templated transcription. The transcript has a single exon. Bases 1 to 2715 code for a protein of 904 amino acids. The record is from RefSeq and is a predicted model, not a curated record.